AUGGAAAAUGAAAAAGAGAGAUAUCUUAGUGCAAUCAAUAUCAAUCCAAAUGAUAUAGAAGCACUCUUCCAACUUGCAAUGACACUAGAUCAUAAUGAUCAAGUAGUAAUCACACAUCUAUCAGGUGAAUCAAUGACCAAAGAAAAACUCCUAUUGAAAGUCAUCUCUCUGGAUCCAAAUUUUGCCAAUGCUUAUUACAAACUGGCAAUAGUUAUUUCAGAUGAGAAUCGAGCGUCUAUCGUACUUCAAUCAGGUGAAUCAAUGACAGAACAAAAAUUAUACUUGAAGGCAAUAGAGUGUGAUCCAACUUAUCCAGAUUCAUAUCAUAACCUUGCAUUUACCCUUACAAAUGGUCAAGCAAUCACACUCAAUAAUGGACAACCAAUGACAAAACAACAAUUAUAUUUGAAAGCAAUAGAGUAUGAUCCAACUUGUCCAGAUUCAUAUGAUAAUCUUGCAUCGACACUUACAACUGUCGAACAUAUUACAUUACACAAUGGACAAUCAAUGACAAAACAACAAUUAUAUUUGAAAGCAAUAGAGUAUGAUCAAACAUAUUCAGAUUCAUAUGAUAAUCUUGCAUCGACACUUACAAGGAGUGAUUCAAUCAAAUUGCACAAUGGACAACCAAUCACAAAACAACAAUUAUUAUUGAAAGCAAUAGAGUAUGAUCCAACCAAUUCCAAAUUAUAUUAUAGACUUGCAUCAACACUUUCAAAAAACCAAUCAGUCACACUCAAUAAUGGACUAUCAAUGACUCAACAACAAUUAUUCUUGAAAGCAAUUGAGCAUAUUCCAACACAUUCAGAUACAUAUAAUAACCUUGCGGUGACUCUUUCAAAUGGUGAAUCAAUAACACUCAACAAUGGACAAUCAAUGACAAAACAACAAUUACUAUUGAAAGCAAUAGAGUAUAAGCCAACUAAUUCCAGACUAUACUAUAGACUUGCAUUAACUCUUACAAAAAGAAAAUCAAUUAAGUUACACACUGGACAAACCAUGACAAAACAACAAUUAUACCUUAAAGCAAUUGAGUAUGAUCCAAGUCAUGCAAAUUCAUAUUUUAACCUUGCGGCGACUCUUUCAAGUGGUGGAUCAAUCACACUCAACAAUGGACAAUCAAUGACAGAACAACAAUUAUACUUGAAAACAAUAGAAUGUGAUCCAAAACUUUCACGUUCAUAUCAUAACCUUGCAGAUACACUCUCACAUAACGAAUCAAUCAUUUUGAAUAAUGGACGAUCAAUGAAUAGAAAACAACUAUUGUUGCUCGCAAUAGAAUAUGAUCCAACUUAUGCCAAAUCUUAUUUUGAUCUUGCAAUAAUACUCUCAAGUGGUACUUCAAUCACGUUACACAAUGGACAAUCAAUGACAAAACAGCAGCUAUUGUUUGAAGCACUCAAAUUAGAUCACACACGAUCAUCGAUAUACAAAGAAAUUGGAUUAACUCUUCUGAACAACAAAUAUACUAUACACUUUCCAGAUGGGGAACAAAUAUCAAGAAGACAGCUCCUUCAAAAAGCAAGACAAUUUAGAACAAAACGACCAAGAGAAUAA
Molecule: messenger RNA, 1557 nt
Organism: Heterostelium album PN500
Lineage: Eukaryota; Evosea; Eumycetozoa; Acytosteliales; Acytosteliaceae
Exons: 1
Coding region: 1-1557 (518 amino acids)
Biological process (GO): protein O-linked glycosylation via mannose
Cellular component (GO): endoplasmic reticulum
Molecular function (GO): protein binding; mannosyltransferase activity
Source: RefSeq, a predicted model, not a curated record